Drosophila bipectinata is the source of this 4423-nucleotide messenger RNA. It is a transcript of the gene BubR1, whose product is annotated as Bub1-related kinase. Gene Ontology annotation, cellular component: nucleus. The record is from RefSeq and is a predicted model, not a curated record. Gene Ontology annotation, molecular function: protein kinase activity; ATP binding. Gene Ontology annotation, biological process: meiotic sister chromatid cohesion, centromeric; mitotic spindle assembly checkpoint signaling; protein phosphorylation. Lineage: Eukaryota; Metazoa; Arthropoda; Insecta; Diptera; Drosophilidae.
UCCAUUCCUAGCGUCUCCUUUCGGCGCGUAAUUUUGUUUAGCUCCGUUAAAUCCUUGGCACUGCUAUGGACUUCGAUAAUGCGAAGGAGAAUAUACAGCCGCUAGCAAGUGGUCGCAACGUAAGUCUGUUGCAGGCCUCGCUCAGCCAGGACUCAGGACAGGCUCAGGAACUAUUGGCACAGCGCAAGCAAUGGGAGGAGGAGGUACGCUCUUAUAAGGGGGACGACCCUCUGGACCCUUGGUACUCGUACAUCUGCUGGAUCGAACAGAGCUAUCCUGCAGGAGGCAGUGGUUCUGGCUUACAGGCAGCGUUAUACCAAUGCCUUACUAAGUUCGAGAAGGACGAGCGUUACCGACAGGACAGACGUUUCAUAAAGUUGUUUAUCAAGUUUAUGGAAAAAGAAAAGGACCAAAUCCAGUGCUAUCAGCAAAUGUACAAUGACGGCAUUGGAACGAUGCUAGCUGACUUCUACAUCGCCUGGGCAUAUAGCUACGAUCUUACUGGAAACAUGCGCAAAGCUGACGAGAUUUUCCGGCUCGGAAUCGACUGUCGAGCCGAACCAUUAGAAGAUUUGCGCGAGGCCCACCAACAUUUUGGCUUUACAGUAGCUCAACGAAUGUUCUAUACUGAUGGCGAGGAGGUCAGCGCAGUCACACAGGAACUAAAUGAGCGUCGCCUUGCAUUGCAAUCUUUACAUGGCCGCAAAAAGCGGAGCUCCAGCACCAUUACUGUAGGUAGUGUGCGUACUGGUGCUGCUGUAAAAAGCGGAAUGCCGGGUGUGGUGCAGGUCGACGCUCCGAGCACAAGCCGCAUGCGCAAUGCUAGCCGCAACGUGGAGGUUUACAACGACGAGAAUGUUGAUGCCAAUGCGCUGCCGCCCGUUUCUGAAGUGGAAACUAAGUCGACAUUGCGCUCCAUAAUCGAUGCGGCCCGUGGUCAAGAGAACGUUAAAGAGCCGGUGGCGUGGAAUAUGGCGCAUUCUAAUACGCACAAGAGUGGUAAGAUGUUUGCAGGAAACGUCUCGCCAGAUUUAGGCUUUGACAUACAUGUAGAUGAGCAAUCGCUGCCGCCGAUAACAAAGUACGAACGCCGUCUGGAGAAACCCUUUAGAUUUCCACCGAACUUCGUAUCUAAAAACGUUCCUCAGGAAGCUUGGGUGACUCCAGUCACCAUCGAGGACGAGCCCAACGCAACUGGAGUGCCCUCCUACCAGAAGUGUUUUUUGUAUCCAAGACCCAACCUAGAGUUUUCCCCCGAAGAGUAUUGCGCCUACAUUCAUUUAAGGCGGCGCGAUCGCAAGCACCCCUUUGUUAUUAGAAAUGAUGAGUACUGGGGCUCUGGACCCGUACUUAGAGGCGUUCGUUGCUAUCCAAACUUUGCCAAAACUUCUAAGCCGCAGCCACGGGACGAAUUGGAUCAGUACUGGAAGCCACCACAAGCGCCCGGUCUGCAGACUGUGUUUGAUAAGCUGUACCACGACGAGGACAAGAUGGAGUAUCAGCCGGAGGAACUUCUCGCAAAAAAAUGGCAGCAAAAACGCAACACCACAGUGCAUGGAGAGCUUGAUAUGGAGGAGACAGUAUGCCUUCCUGGAAACAAGAUGCCUCGUCGCAAAAGCUUUUUCCCCACUAUUAAAAAAUCGACUGCACUGCCUAAUAUGUCUGACGUAAUGGAAGAAGAAGCGCAAGAAUGUGACGACCCCGCCGCAGAACUAAAGCCUGCCCAGACAACUCUAGUUUCCCCUCCAGUUGCUAAAUUGACAUCUGAAAAAUCUGUCGCACCGCCGGACGACAACUUUGUUGUGCCAGCCCCGCCCACACAAAAGAUAGAGAUUUACGAGGACGCGGAGGAGCAAAAACCCAGCGCAAAGCCAACUACUUCGGGACCCUUCUUCGAAGCGGAUGAAACAUGCUCCACUCAAAUGUUUAAUAUGUUCCUGAAGAAUCAGGCCGUAAGCACUCCAAAGUGUUCUCAAAAGCUGGCGCCAGUGAGGCAGUUUGGCACAGUGCUGAAAGAAAUAUCGCCUGCUGAUGACGGAGCACUGGCUGCCUCCGUCGAGUCUCCUUUGGAGACUCACUCCCCCAAGCUGCGUAAAGAGCUUUCCACUAUCUUAGAGACUUCCGAACACGGCACCCAAAGUUCGGCAACCUCCAAUGCCACCACCAAGUCCACGAUAACGUCGACUUUAUCAUCGCCUGGUUCCCAGGGGGCAGUGACUUUGGUCACUAAAUGUGAGGAAUAUACACCAGGUCCUAUCCGUCUACAGAGGCCAGCUGCUCCGGAACUCUCCACGGUCAAUGAGCAAGACGUUCCGACUGGUGGAAACUUUUCACGUCGCGAGCUGUGGGAGCCGAAUGCACCUAGCGUGCCAAUGCUUAAAUCUCUGCGUUUUCAGGAGGACAAAACGGAGACUAUUCCCAGACCGCUAUCUUGCUUUCAAGAGGAUAAAACAGAAACGUUACCCCGGCUUCCCUCUGCCCUGCCAGAAAUUUCCAUUCACCAACCGAUGGCCCCUCCACCCCAACUUCCCUCACUAGAUGAUGAGAGCGACCUUUGCGGAUUUUUCGGAAAAACUCCGCCAAAGAUGAAACUGUUUGGCUCUCCAAUGUUACAGGUUCCGGCCAAGCGAACAUGCGACCAGGCCACGCCUGACAUUUUCAGCAAAUCCAUAAGAAACUCUAAGGAUCAAAGUGCCAAAAUCGCAGGAUUAACAGAUUCUUUUAAGGCUGACUUGUCGUUUAUUCCUGAAACACAACCAAUGACAGUGCCUACGCCAAAUGUGGGAGUCAUGCAAAAGAAGUUUGAGAUCUUUCUCGAUGAGACUCAGCCUGAGAUACCAGAUACAAAAGACCUCAGCCUGCCCCUAAACUGCACGCUACCGGAAACGCAAGUGUCGGUGCGAAAGUCGCCUUGCUUGGAGUUAUCUCUACGUAUGGAAGCCGAGGCCAUAGGCCCUUCCCACAUUACGUCGUCUUUUAUAAAGGAUUGCAUAGAACUAAGUACCUGCCCGCCUCCUCCAGUUUCUACCUCUACAUUUAGCAGUAAGUCCAUGUCAGGAUCUCGAGAAGAAUUGAAAGCAAAGCGUGAUUCAGGCAGUGGGAAUAUCGACAAUUUUUUCGAGCUGAACGCCGCUACCGAGAUGUUUGCUACCAAUAUUAGCAUGAUUAAGAAUUCUACGCUUCUACCACCGCCACCGACUACAGAAGCAAAGGAGUCGCUGUCAUCUCCUAAAGACGAAAUGAGCAUAUACUACAAGACACCUCCAUUAACUCCCAAGCAAUCUCACCAUUCCUGGCCGCGACCUAUCUUGGAGACGCAGCAAAAUGACAAUUUCGUCCACCCCCAAGGAUCUAUGGAAUCGACCACGCUUAACGAAACCAUAUCCGAUACUAACGUAAAUCCUUUUAAUGUGGACCUCAUUGCCUCGCUUCUUAAAUCAAUUGACUUCUACAUGUAUAUCGAAGAGCUUCCACACUGUCAGUUGGUGGGUCACGUUAAGAAGUUGCAACCCAACACACAGAUUGAGAUACAUGCCGAGCGGUUCGAGGUUUCAAAGAUGAUUGGCAAGGGCGCCUACGGGUCCGUUUAUGUAGGUCGCCACACUAACUCGGGAAAGAAGGUGGCUCUAAAGCAGGAGCGCCCCCCUAAUUAUUGGGAGUUCUACAUCAGCCUUGAGGUGCACAGUCGUUUAACCAGUGAGCAAAUGAUGUCAGCAUAUGCACAUAUUGAUUACGCUUUAGUCGGAAACAAUUCGAGUGUAUACGUUUCAGACUUCUCGGAAUAUGGAUCACUCAUUGGUGUGUGCAACAAGGUCAAGAAUGUCACCAAUAAGAAUCUUGACGAAUAUGUAGUGAUGCACAUGAGCUGCCAGCUGCUCGACAUUGUCGACCAUCUGCACGCCAUGGACAUUAUUCACGCAGACAUCAAGCCGGAUAACUUCCUGCUGAUGAGGCCAUUGUGUUCGAAUCCAAAUGAGGUCAGCCUGCAGCUUAUUGACUUCGGCGUGGCCAUCGACACCAGGCUCUUCCACCCCAAUCAAACAUUCAAUUAUGUGCAUCAUGAUGAACUGUUUAAGUGUGUUGAGAUGCGUACGCAGCGCCCGUGGACGUAUCAGCUUGAUUUAUUCGGCUUGGUGGGCGUUAUGCACGUGCUGCUUUUGGGCAGGUACAUGGAGGUGGUGCAGCGAAAUCCAAGUGGUGUUUGGAUGCCGAAAAGUGCUCUUCCGCGCUACGUCCAGCGUCACGUGUGGGAGACAAUAUUUCGAACCCUACUCAACGUUCGUGACUGCCGCACGAUGCCUAAUUUACAGGAAUUGAAGACGCUUCUAAAAUCUGAAUUACUUGAGAAGGAGAAGUAUGUGAAGGAGGCAAUAACUUUAUUUAAUAACAUUUUACAAACUUAGAUACAUUACAUAAAUUUAAU